This is a messenger RNA of Caenorhabditis briggsae, 1356 nucleotides long. Gene Ontology annotation, biological process: acyl-CoA metabolic process; fatty acid metabolic process. NCBI's taxonomy places the organism in Eukaryota, Metazoa, Nematoda, Chromadorea, Rhabditida, Rhabditidae. The transcript is spliced from 9 exons. Gene Ontology annotation, molecular function: fatty acyl-CoA hydrolase activity. The record is from RefSeq and is a predicted model, not a curated record. The coding region runs from base 1 to 1356 and encodes 451 amino acids.
AUGAGUAUCCACGUGGAUAAACCGGAUUCAAUGCAAAAUGAGCUAGUCGAGAUUCAAGCUCUAGGAUUGACCCCAAAUCAAAUUUAUACAUUCAGAAUGACGCUGAAGCAUGACUAUGGUACUCAUAGAUCAGAAGCUACUUUCAAAUCGGAUCCUGCUGGAAGAAUUGAUUUGAAAUGUGCGAGUCCAUUGAGAGGAUCCUAUCAUGAUGCUGAUCCGAUGGGAUUGUUUCUUGGAAUGAAGCCAUGUGAAGAUUUUGCAUAUGGGGGAUACCUUCGAUGUACCCCUCCAAUUCCAUUUUAUUAUCAUUUACAAUUGUUCAAUUCGGUAGGCACAUUGAUUGAUGAGACAUACAUUAAAAAGCAUUGGAUGCAUCCGAAACUGGAAAGAAUCGAAAUGGAAGAUGAUGGAUUCUGCGCAACACUUUUCAAACCACCAGGAGACGGACCAUUUCCUGCGGUUCUAGAUUUAUCAGGAACCGGUGGAGGGAUUCAUGAACAUAAAGGAGCAAUGUUGGCAUCUGAAGGCUUUGUUGUCCUUUGUGUUGCUUUUUUCCAAUACAAAUACUUGCCGAACAAAAUGGAAGAAGUCAAUAUGGAAUACUUUUCUAAGCCGAUCGAGUACCUAGCCAAUCUUCCGUACACAUUGAAUGUAAUUGGAAUACAAGGAGUCUCUUUUGGUGCUACAAUUGUUGAUCUACUGGCAACAAGACAUGGUGAUAAGAUAAAAGCAGUCGUCUCGAUCAACGGUCCACAAGUAGUCUCCGAUUAUCUGUACAUGCAAGAAAACGGAGAACCAAUUCCUCAUCUUUCUCAUGGACAAGUCACUUUGGAACACUGUCAAUUCAUAAAUGGAGUCAUGUGUUCCCAUAGAAACUUUCAAAUUAUGACCGAAAAAUUGACACCAGAAACCGAAAUUCCGUGGUCAAGAAUUCCGACAGAUGUGAAAAUAAGAGUUCUUGGAUCAGUUGAUGAUUUAUGUCAACCAUCCGUUCACGCGACUCUCUAUCGACAAAGACGGCUUAAGGAAACUGGGCACGAUGUGGAGGUAAGAGUACAAAAAUACAUUCUAGAGUUCAUCCAGAAUCAAAAAAAAUUCGUCUUUCAGGUUGAGAUGGUGAAUGGAGGACAUAUCAUGGAACCCCCUUAUUUUCCACAUCACGAAUUAGUUUAUGCAAAGUAUCAAGGAUUCUAUUGUGGUUACGGCGGAGAAGUUCUUCUGCAUGCAAAAUCCCAGGAAAAAACAUGGGCUAAUUCCAUCAAAUUCUUCCAACGAGCAUUAGGAAAAACAAAACACAUUGAGGAUUGGCAAAGAUUGGAACUAAUUUUACCUCCUAGAGGAGAAAGUAAACUGUAA